AUGGGCCGGGAAGAGCAGAUCGAGGAGAGGGAAGUCCUCGACUCCAUCUUCCCCGACGAAAUCACAGAUGUCUCCGAGACCCAGUACAGGAUAUCAAUAACCCUCGACAUCCCCGACGACGAGGCCAACGAACCCCCGACCAUGCUUCUCGACGUGCAGUACCCAGAGGACUACCCGGACAAGGAACCGCACCUGGACCUCCUGCCCCCGCAAAACGCCGCCUCGACGCACCCGCUCUUCAGCGUGAGCGACGACCGCGCCGAGCUGCUCGACGGCCUGCGCGAGACGGUGCAGGAGAACCUCGGCAUGGCCAUGGUCUUCACGCUCGUGUCGGCGCUCAAGGAGGCCGCCGAGCAGCUCAUCAUCUCGCGCAAGCAGGACGAGGCCAAGCGCCACGAGGAGGUCCUGCUGGCUGCCGAGCGCGAGGAGAACAAGAAGUUCCACGGCACCAUGGUCACACCCGAGACGUUUGUCAAAUGGCGCGAGGGCUUCCUCAAGGAGAUGGAGGAGGAGCGCGCGCGGCAGGAGGAGGAGCGGCUGGCGGAGCUCAAGAAGGCGCGCAUCAAGGAGCCCGUGCGGCUGACGGGCAGGCAGCUCUGGGAGCGCGGCCUGGUGGGCAAGGGCGAGGAAGACGCCGAGGACGACGGCGAUGCGCCCGUGGAGGAGGUUGAGAGGCUCAAGGUCGAGGCAUAA
Thyridium curvatum is the source of this 693-nucleotide messenger RNA. RefSeq lists its product as uncharacterized. Gene Ontology annotation, biological process: cytoplasmic translation. Gene Ontology annotation, molecular function: protein binding. Bases 1 to 693 code for a protein of 230 amino acids. The transcript has 2 exons. NCBI's taxonomy places the organism in Eukaryota, Fungi, Ascomycota, Sordariomycetes, Thyridiales, Thyridiaceae. The record is from RefSeq and is a predicted model, not a curated record.